CAUCUCAUGUUCUACGAUAGACAAUUGAAGUUGAUUUUUUCGUGCCAGAAAUUUGGUCUGGAUGAAAUUAAUUCGAUAUCAUUUCACCUGUCUUCCCAUCGGAGAGCGCCUGAAAAAGUCGUCAGUGAAUCACUUGUGGCUUCGACGAGCAGCGAUUUGGACUACAUUAUCGAUUCGGAAGAUGAUACUGAAGACGAAGAAGAAGAAGUUGACAUCGAUGAGAACCAAACGAAGGAAGUUACGUCAAUGCCCAGAAGAUCCAAGUACCUGAUAGAAAGGGGUGAAAAAUUUGCAAAUCUUAGCUCAAACGUUACAAUAUUGGCGGAUCUGGGCCCGGAAAUUCAACCAGAGGGUAAUCAAGUUCGCCCAGAGGUCCAAGCGAUCAGCAAGCGCCCUGAUAACGUACCUCUAGACUAUACACUCAAACGAAAUCCAUUUUGUGUGGAAGAUUUCAUUGUCUCUACAGUUACGUCCAGAAUUGCUAGAAUCGAGAUCCGUCGUCUCAAAUGUCAUUUCAUCCUCCACCAGUCUGAGGCAGCCGUUACAGCCCUCGAUACGCAUCCCGACAGGGAUCUUUUUGUGACCGGAAAUAUGGUGGGGCGUAUUUCCCUCUACGAGUACAACAACCAUCACCUUUUGGUCUCAAAACAAACUCCAGCGUUACCAUCCUUCGAGGAAUUAAUUGCUCGUGAUGUUACUGGCUUGAUAACGGAUCACGUCACUUGUCCGCAACAUCAUCAGAGCCUGACGGGAGUCACGGCUCUGAAAUUUUCACCUAAUGGCCGGGAGUUGGCUUGUGGUAUGCAGAGUGGUGCCUUAUGGAUUCUGCAUCCCGAUACCUUGGAUGCGGAAUGGGAAAUUCCAUUCAAGCACUCUUCGAGGUCUCUCCUUGAUAUUGUAUUUUCAGAAAAUUCUGAUUACAUGGCGUACAGGGUACGUUCCACCGUGUCCACCGGUGUCACGUGGACAGACCAUUUCAGUUACCGAAUUUACUCUCAGGAUGACGGCACUGCAAUUGGAGCUUAUCGUUACAUAGAGCCACACAAAGCUGAGGACAUUUCUGGGGGGUGGAAAUUUUUGGGAAAACUACAUUCUCACUCUUUACCAAUAAGAGAGGUUCUUUUCGGACCAGCGUACAGUGGUAGCUCUGUUCCUAGGCUGUUCAGUAUCUCCGAGGACCGUAAUUUGAUCGAAUAUGAUCUGGAAACUAGUGGACCAUAUCCGGAGCCUGGCUUGAAAAUUUUGAAAACUGUUCGUGUCGAACAUUCGGCCGUCCCUCUCAGUUUGUCUUGGUACCCCAAGUUUGAAGUGGAGAGAUUUUUUGUAUUCUCAAAUACGGAGUACAAAUUCAAACUAUUGAACGACUGUACCAAAUUGAUACAAGGAACGUACCUCGGUCCCACUUUUGGCUCUCCAGUGAAUAGAAUUGCGUUUUUACCAAUGAGAAAUAUGCACAAUCAAGCUUACUUGGUGUUUUCCACGAACACUCAAAUAGGCUUACAGCUACUUCCUUUCGAUGGUAACCCAUUUGAGAUCGUGGGAAUUGUCGGUCAUCCCAAAAUGAUCACUCGAAUAUGUACCAGCUUUUGCGGCGGGUAUCUCUUCACCCUCGGUUACAAUGACCCCUGCGUUUUAAUGUGGAAGAUUUAUCCCCGGGCAGUGGACGUCAUGGCUAAACUAGGCGGUCAGAGUCUCUCCCCUUUUUAUUGUAUGAUCGACGGAGGGCAGGAGGGUUGGCUCUUGAACGAAAUGCAGGAUUUGUUUUAUUACGCUCAGAUAUUACACCAAGGAGAAAAGACGACUGCUAGUCGUAUAGUGACAGACAAAGUGCCCAUUGCACAACUGCCAAACCUUAUGAGGGCUGUCGGUUAUUAUCCCGACUCUAACGAAGUAGAGGAGCUCAUGACAGAGGUAGUUUUUAAGAAUUACGCUAAGACCGGGCAGUUGGUUGAAGAAAUUACUUUCGAAGAGUUUGUUAAAUUGUAUGUAAACUAUCGUCCAGUGUUCGGUCUCUCGAUGGAACACGUGAGAAGAUCAUUCGCCGCAUUUUGCGAUACUGAAAUGGAGAAGGAUCUAGUUAUAACUAGAGAAAAGUUUAUCGAAAUAUUAACCACGCUGGGAGAUCGCAUGACCGUCAGUCAGGCACAUGAUACCCUCAGACUUCUGAUGCCGCAAGAGGAAAGAGAGAACAAAGCUGUAGAUCUAAACUUCUCCUUUUUACCUGCGGAUAUAUCUUACAAAGAUUUUGCUGUGGGCAUCUUGGGGAUCGAACCUGUAGAGGAAAUGAAUUCUUCCUCGCCAGGCAAGGAUAUUCCACAGACACAUUAAUUCAACACGCAUAGCUGAAUCAUCCCUAAAGCGUCAUAAU
Molecule: messenger RNA, 2368 nt
Organism: Athalia rosae (coleseed sawfly)
Lineage: Eukaryota; Metazoa; Arthropoda; Insecta; Hymenoptera; Athaliidae
Product: cilia- and flagella-associated protein 251-like
Exons: 13
Coding region: 7-2328 (773 amino acids)
Cellular component (GO): motile cilium
Molecular function (GO): protein binding
Source: RefSeq, a predicted model, not a curated record